Physella acuta is the source of this 1004-nucleotide messenger RNA. Its product is annotated as pyrokinin-1 receptor-like. Gene Ontology annotation, biological process: neuropeptide signaling pathway. Gene Ontology annotation, cellular component: plasma membrane. NCBI's taxonomy places the organism in Eukaryota, Metazoa, Mollusca, Gastropoda, Physidae. The record is from RefSeq and is a predicted model, not a curated record. Gene Ontology annotation, molecular function: neuromedin U receptor activity.
CGUUACCACAAGAACUGGCCUCGGUCUGGGAGGCGUAUCCCUUCACGUUCGGCAGCGGCUUCUGCUACAUCAAGUCCUACGUAUCCGAGCUGACCGCCUACGCCUCAGUCCUGACGAUCACAGCCUUCACCAUAGACCGGUACGUGGCCAUCUGCCACCCGCUACGGUCCCAGGCUUUAUCCAGCCUCUCCCGGGCCGUCAAGAUCAUCAUCUUCAUCUGGAUCGUCUCCAGCGCAUGCGCCCUGCCUUACCCGAUCCACACCCGGUUGUUCUACGAAGUCCGGGACCCGUGUACAAGCGAGCCGCUGCCUGAUUCCCUGCUGUGUAACAUCCCGGAACGGUUCCGGCACAGGAUGAAGUUCAUGUUCCAGUUCUCGACGUUCGCCUUUUUCGUGAUUCCGAUGAUCACCAUUACAAUCAUGUACAUCCUGAUCGGACUGGCCCUUAUGAAAACUGACCAGUUCGCGAAUGGCAAGAAAAACAAGCAGGCUGUUCUUUCUGCCGUCAAGACCAGGAAUGCGGUUCUCAAAAUGCUUGUGGCUGUCGUCAUUGCCUUUUUCAUCUGCUGGGCACCGUUUCACACCCAGCGGCUGUUGACCAUCUACAUCCCGACUGAUGCCUGGACGGAUACCAUGAUGACCAUCCAGACCAACAUUUUCUACACAUCAGGGGUGUUGUACUUCUUCAGCUCCACCAUCAACCCCAUCCUCUACAACGUCAUGUCGCACCGCUACCGCAAGGCUUUCAAGCGCACGUUGUACAAGUGCAUCAAAGGGAAGAGCUACGAGUACAGUGAGACCAGCAUAUUCAGGUCGACCCCCCAGGGGACGGCUGUCACUGUCUACACCAACCACAGGCUGCUAGUCAAAGACAGAUCUGCCAAGAACGGAGACAUAGAAAUGAACAGCUCCACCGUCUGAUCUAACCUACUCCACCGGCGCUCCACUGGGUGGAUUAUUUAAUAAGUCAUUUUUAAUGACUUCUUGACUUAGAAUCAAACGAUA